This is a messenger RNA of Racocetra persica, 1227 nucleotides long. Lineage: Eukaryota; Fungi; Glomeromycota; Glomeromycetes; Diversisporales; Gigasporaceae. The record is from the annotation of a GenBank genome assembly.
UUAAUGAUAAUACAAAACCAAACGAAAAUUUAAAUAAUGAUAUUGAUCCAAGAAAUUGGUCCUCAAAAAAGAAGUUGUUAGUUUUGACCAUCAUAACUAUCUGCGGAACAUCACCAACUGUUGCAGGAAUGAUGCCCUUACCCGCGCUUGUUGUUAUACAAAAGGAUUGUAAUGCUUCUGUUUUAGCUAUAGAUACUUUUGCUGUAUUUACCUUUUUCUUAGGAAUAGGGCCAAUUUUUUGGGCUGCUUGUUCCGAUGAACUCGCAACAAGAAAAAAAGCAUUUAUCGCUUCUUUUCUGGUAUUGGUUUCAGCUUCCGUGGCGUGCACAGUCGCAACAAACAUUUGGUUGUUAACAGCAAUGCGUGCCAUUCAAUCUUUUGGUAGUUCUGCUGCAUUGCCACUUAGCGCUGGCGUUAUAAGUGACAUUUACGAUCCUCUUGAACGAGGACGUGCAUUCGGAAUAUUUUACUUUGUUUAUUGGAUUGGCUAUCUAGGAACAAUUUUGGGAGGAUUCAUAGCUCAAUAUCUUGGUUGGCGUUGGAUUUUUGGAAUUCUGGCGAUUUUUUAUGGUUUCCUCUUUAUUUUAAUAUUAUUCUUCCUUCCUGAAACUUUUAAUGUUAGUUCAUUAAAAGCCAAUACAAGUCUACGGUUUAAUCCAAUUGCUCCAUUAAAAUUAUUUAAAUAUCCAAAUAUCACUUUGAUUAUUACAUAUAUUUGUAUAUCAACUUUAUUAAUUCAUAUUCAAAAUAUUAGUAUUCCUAUAAACUUUUCUGCACGAUAUAAUUUUACAACUUCUGAAAUUGGUAUAUUCUUUAUAGCAAUUUCUUUUGGAUAUAUGUUUGGAAGUUUAUUUGGAGGAAAAUAUUCGGAUUUUUUAUCAAAAAAAGCAAUAUUAAUUUCUGGUGGUGAUUAUUGUCCGGAAGUAAGAAUAAAAAGUGCUUGGUUUGGUUCAUUAUUAAUUCCAAUAACUUGCAUAAUUUACGGAUGGCUAUUAGAUAUUAAUUUUAACAUCUAUGUAUUGGCAAUUUUAAUAUUUUCAUGUUCAUUUGGAAUGUUAUGUGCAUUCAGCACAUUGUCUACAUACCUUGUCGAUUCAUGUCCUGGACGCGGUGCUUCUGUUACGGCAUUAAGUAGUCUUAUUAGAUUUUGUGUACCUGGUGUUCUAACAAUUUUUGAAACUUCUAUUGAAGAAAGCUUGGGUGUUCGUUGGAUGUUUACUUUAAUAA